Messenger RNA from Labeo rohita (rohu), 1855 nucleotides. RefSeq names its product chaperonin containing TCP1, subunit 2 (beta) (gene cct2). Gene Ontology annotation, biological process: protein folding. The record is from RefSeq and is a predicted model, not a curated record. Bases 91 to 1698 code for a protein of 535 amino acids. The transcript has 17 exons. Gene Ontology annotation, cellular component: cytosol; chaperonin-containing T-complex. Lineage: Eukaryota; Metazoa; Chordata; Actinopteri; Cypriniformes; Cyprinidae. Gene Ontology annotation, molecular function: ATP binding; ATP-dependent protein folding chaperone; ATP hydrolysis activity.
CUGGUCCAACAGGAAGCAGUUCAUCUGCCGGGCUCUUCCCUAGUCCGUUCUUCCGGUAGCGUGCUCGUCUCCUCAACAUAUCCUAUCAUCAUGGCGUCUAUGUCGAUGGCUCCCGUCAGCAUCUUCAGGCACGGUGCAGAUGAGGAAAAGGCAGAGACAGCGCGUCUGUCGUCCUUCAUCGGUGCCAUCGCUAUCGGAGAUCUGGUGAAGAGCACUCUGGGACCAAAAGGAAUGGACAAGAUCCUGCUGGGCGGUGGGAAGGACAGUAGCGUGACGGUCACCAACGAUGGAGCCACCAUCCUGAAGGCCAUCGGUGUCGACAACCCCGCCGCUAAAGUGCUCGUGGACAUGUCUAAGGUUCAGGAUGACGAGGUCGGUGACGGGACGACGUCUGUCACAGUUCUGGCGGCUGAGCUGCUGCGGGAAGCCGAGCUGCUGAUCGCCAAGAAGAUCCAUCCUCAGAUCAUCAUCGCGGGCUGGAGGAAGGCCACUCAGGCGGCGCGUGACGCUCUCAGAGAGGCGGCGGUGGAUCAUGGGAGCGACGAGCUGAAGUUCCAGGUGGAUCUGAUGAACAUCGCACGCACCACACUCUCCUCCAAGCUGCUGACGCACCACAAGGAACACUUCGCCAAGCUGGCGGUGGAGGCCGUGCUCAGACUCAAGGGAUCUGGCAACCUGGAGGCCAUUCACGUCAUCAAGAAGCUGGGCGGCAGCCUCACCGACUCAUACCUGGAUGAAGGUUUUCUGCUGGACAAGAGGAUCGGUGUGAACCAGCCCAAGAGGAUCGAGAACGCCAACAUCCUCAUCGCCAACACCGGCAUGGACACAGACAAGAUCAAGAUCUUCGGCUCCAGAGUGCGCGUGGACUCCACCGCCAAAGUGGCUGAGAUCGAAAUGGCCGAGAAGGAGAAGAUGAAGGAGAAGGUGGAGCGCAUCCUCAAACACGGCAUCAACUGCUUCAUCAACAGGCAACUGAUCUAUAACUACCCUGAGCAGCUGUUUGCAGCCGCUGGUGUGAUGGCCAUCGAACACGCAGAUUUCGUGGGAGUCGAGCGCUUGGCUCUCGUCACAGGUGGUGAGAUCACCUCGACCUUUGACCAUCCUGAGCUGGUGAAGAUCGGCCACUGUAAGCUGAUAGAGGAGGUGAUGAUCGGAGAGGACACUCUCAUACACUUCUCUGGAGUGGACAUGGGUGAGGCCUGCACCAUCGUCCUGCGUGGGGCGACACAGCAAAUCCUGGAUGAGGCCGAGCGCUCCCUCCACGACGCCCUGUGUGUGCUGGCGCAGACCGUCAAAGAGACACGCACUGUGUACGGCGGAGGCUGCUCGGAGAUGCUGAUGGCUAAAGCCGUGUCAGAUCUGGCCAACCGCACGCCGGGAAAAGAGGCCGUGGCCAUGGAGUCCUUCGCUAAAGCGCUGAGGAUGCUGCCCACCAUCAUCGCUGAUAACGCGGGAUACGACAGCGCAGAGCUGGUGUCUCAGCUGAGAGCCGCACACCAGGACAACAAGAGCACCUUCGGCCUGGACAUGACCCAGGGUGCGGUGGGAGACAUGGCCACUCUGGGCAUCACCGAGAGCUUCCAGGUGAAGAGGCAGGUGCUGCUGAGUGCAGCCGAGGCGGCCGAGAUGAUCCUGCGCGUCGACAAUAUCAUCAAAGCUGCUCCCAGGAAGCGUGUGCCGGAUCAUCACCCCUGCUAAACACCCUUACAGCCCGUGUAUUUAUUGACAGGAAUGUGAUGCUCUUUGUUUCAUAGUUUAUGUAGUCGCACUUCCCAAGCGUCGGUUGUGUCUGAACGUUACUGCUUUACACAAUGACCUUUGACCUUUUGUUUACUCAAUAAACUGUCAUGACUGA